This is a messenger RNA of Chondrus crispus (carragheen), 2133 nucleotides long. RefSeq names its product Sel1-repeat containing protein. The transcript is spliced from 2 exons. The record is from RefSeq and is a predicted model, not a curated record. Gene Ontology annotation, molecular function: protein binding. Bases 1 to 1671 code for a protein of 556 amino acids. NCBI's taxonomy places the organism in Eukaryota, Rhodophyta, Florideophyceae, Gigartinales, Gigartinaceae.
AUGGCGGCAGCAGUCGGCUCAUCUUCUACGGACGUACAUACUCUUCACUACAGGGAAAAGGAACUUUCUCGGAUGCAAAGUUUGGAAGAUGCCUCUCAAGAUGGUGAUCCGCGCGCAAUGUGUCAAUUGGCGGGCCUUCUCAUGGAUGGGACAGACAACAUAGACUCUGACCCACAAAGAGCUAUUGAGUUGUACGAAAAGGCCAUCAAGCAAGGAUCUCUUGAAGCUCAAUACAGCCUUGCUUGUGUACUGGAGGAAGGGCUUCCUGGCGUAAAUCGAGAUAUUCCCCGUGCGGUCGGGCUGUACGAAAACGGCAUUAAGGCCGAGGACAUGCAUGCCAUGCACGGGCUCGCCCUUCUGCUCGAAGACGGAGAUGACGGGAUAGAAGCUGACCCACAACGGGCCGUACAACUACUUGAGGCUGCACAUGACCGAGGUCACCCAGACGCUGUGUUCACCUUAGCUGCAAUUUUGAAACGAGGGGCGGAUAGAGUCGAAAAAGACAUGAAUAAGGUCAUCGCAAUCCUCGAAAGCGCAGCUCAAGCAGGAAGUUCAGCAGCUAUGAAUGAACUAGGCACAAUCUACGAAAUCGGAGACGAAGAUGAAGAAAUCGAGCCUGAUCCGCCGCGAGCUGUUGAAAUGUACGAGCGUGCGGUGGACGCCGGUAAUUCCACAGCCAUGUGCAACCUUGGUCGCCUGUUGCGAGAUGGAGCUCCUGGAGUCCCAAUGGACACCGUCGCAGCAGUGUCGCUCUAUGAAACGGCAAUAGGACGUGGGGAAAAUGAAGCGCUUGGUACGCUGGCCACGAUGAUGCAGGACGGGGUCGGUGAUCUGCCAGCAAAUCCCGUGAGAGCUGUCGAGUUGUACGAACAAGCUAUUGCGCGUGGUGUGAACGAAUCUUUACAUGAUUUGGCGUGUCUAUUAGAAGAAGGGCGGGACGACGAGUUGCCAGCGGACGCGCCACGCGCUGUAAAACUGUACGAACGUUCGAUUCAGAUGGGAGAUACGUACUCUGUGUAUCGAUUAGCCAUCUUAUACCUCAAAGGAGCGCCAGGUGUGCCCAAGAAUCAUGAGCGUGCCGCAGACCUGUUCGAAGAAGCAAUCGUGGCCCAACAUGGAGCAGCUAUGUAUGACUAUGGAUGCCUUUUGGAACAGGGAACGGAUGUCAUUAAGGCAGAUAUGAGCAAAGCUAUAGAUUUGUACAGGCAAGCUGCGGAGCAAAGGCACCCGAGCUCGUUAUUGAGAUGGGCACGCAUUAAGCUAAUGGGGGAACAUGGAGUCGAAGCGGAUCGUGAAGAGGCGCUUGAGUUGUACAAUUUUGCCGUGGAGAUGAAUUCAACAGAUGCGAUGUGCAAACUAGGAGACUUAUUCCUAUCCGGUGAGGGUGGAGUAGAAAAGGACCCGGGGCAGGCGCACCUGCUGUUCGAGCAAGCGAUUGAGCUUGGUGAUAUUGACGCAUACAACCGGCUGGGUAUGCUUUUGGAGAAAGGCGUGGCGGGUGUGCCUGCUGACGCUCCACGGGCGUGCUGGCUUUACGAACAAGCAGUGGACAUGGGCAAUGAAGAGGCUCUGUAUCUUCUCGCCGAGCUCCUCGAAAAGGGGGCAGAGGGAGUUGAAAAGGAUCCUACGAGGGCGCAACAGCUGCGGGAGGAUGCGGAGAUGAGAGCAUAGUAAUUUUUUUUGCCACCUGCGAGAGACACGAAUAAACAAUGAGGAUUUGCAGCUUCUCUGUAGAUUGUUGUCGUGGUUGAAGUGGGGCGAGAGUUUUUGUGGUGAUGAAGGUCAAACUUGUGGCUGUUGUUGCUUGGAAUACACAGAAAAACAAUGAGAUCGAGUUGCAUCAGACAUGUACUGUUAUCGCAGCCGCGUCUCCCAUGUUGGAGGGGGCUACAAGAUGCUGGUGGAAUCCCUACUCUACGAAGUCGUGAAUGAGCACGCUGUGCUCCGGGCGACGCAGUCGUCCCGUCUCUCUCUCUGUGUACUUCGAUGCUCUCCUUCGCUUAGCUACCUACAGUCUGCUUGCUUAUGUAGUGUCACCGCGUUGCUCGCUACCCGCUAGUGUUGCUCACAUCUCUAACCGUUACUGACAGUACUUGCUUGCUGAACUAAAAGCUAACGGUCGCUUAAUGCUAA